Brachypodium distachyon (stiff brome) is the source of this 1480-nucleotide messenger RNA. RefSeq names its product methionine adenosyltransferase 2 subunit beta. Lineage: Eukaryota; Viridiplantae; Streptophyta; Magnoliopsida; Poales; Poaceae. The record is from RefSeq and is a predicted model, not a curated record. The transcript is spliced from 6 exons. Bases 186 to 1166 code for a protein of 326 amino acids.
CCACGAGGUUUCCGCCUUCUCGGGACGACGAUUCCGCCUCCCCAUUGAGAUAACGGAGAAAUCCACAAACCACGGGCUAGAGCGGCAGGCAACCGCUAUCUGCCAAGCAGGGCCCACAUGUAAGACCCACCUCUAUUCUUCCAACUGCUUGCUUCCUUCGCUCGCUGUUGCAGAUCGAGAGAGAGAUGGAAGGGGAGGAGAGGAAGAGGGUGCUGGUGGUGGGGGGAAGCGGCUACCUGGGCCAGCACCUCCUCGCCGCGCUCGCCUCUCCCGGCGGCGGCGGCGGCGGCGUUGACGUCGAUGUAGCCUUCACGCACCACAGCGAGGCCGCGCCGCGGCAGCUUCUCGACGCGCUCCCCCGCCUCCGCGCCUUCCGAGUCGACCUCCGCUCCGGCGACGGCCUCGAGGACAUCGCCGCGUCGUUCGGCCAGCCACAUGUAAUUGUAAACUGUGCUGCAAUCUCAGUUCCUCGGGCAUGUGAAAUGGAUCCAGCUGCUGCUAUGGCUACUAAUAUACCUUCUUCACUUGUCAAUUGGUCACUAAGCUUCGGGAAUAGCAAGUCCCUUUUGAUACAUCUCUCAACAGAUCAAGUUUAUGAGGGUGUUAAAUCCUUCUACAAAGAGGAGGAUGAAACAUUGCCGGUGAACAUGUAUGGGAAAUCAAAAGUUGCUUCAGAGAAGUUCAUUACUGAAAACUGCCCAAAUUAUGCUAUCUUAAGAAGCAGCAUUAUAUAUGGGCCACAAACAAUAUCUCCUGUGGCAAAGUCUCUCCCUAUUCAGUGGAUGGAUGGUGUCCUUUCACAACGUCAACAAGUUGACUUUUUUAAUGAUGAGUAUCGCUGCCCAGUUUAUGUAAAAGAUAUGGUGGAUGUAAUAUUGGCUUUAACAAAAAAAUGGUUAUCAGAUGGUAAAACAAUUCAGGUACUUCUGAAUGUCGGUGGACCAGAUAGGGUUUCGAGACUGCAGAUGGCUGAGUCUGUUGCUGAUGUUCGUGGAUAUAGCCAUUCUAUAAUUAAAUCUGUACCUGCAUCAUCGGUUAACCGGGGUGUAGCUUCUCCAUCAGACAUAUCCAUGGAUAUCACCAGGCUAACUCAGAUGCUCGGCAUCCAGCCAAUUACAUUUCAGGAUGGAGUCAGAGCUACACUUGAUGCAGAAUCCAGUUCAUGAUAUUCCUAAAUGGUUUGUUCAAGUUUUAAGAAAGUUGACUGAAUCAAAAUAUUGAAAUGUGACACAAAGAACCCCAUUUAUUUCCUUUUUAUCCGGCAAUGAAGUCUGCCGGAAUUGCAGCAGUGGUAGAUUCUGUUUGGUCUGCGUGAAAGAUGUAACUUAGUUAUCAUCAGACAACUUGCUCUUGGUUUUACGCUUCUACUGCCUGAUUGUACCAUUCUGAAUACAAAAUGGAAUUUCUUCAGAAGUUUGUAAUUCUAUUGUACGAGAUGUACCAUUACUAUCUCUAUAAUCAAUGAAGUAUCUUUACAAUA